This is a messenger RNA of Temnothorax curvispinosus, 1658 nucleotides long. RefSeq lists its product as uncharacterized. The record is from RefSeq and is a predicted model, not a curated record. Gene Ontology annotation, molecular function: nucleic acid binding. Gene Ontology annotation, biological process: DNA integration. Bases 533 to 1639 code for a protein of 368 amino acids. The transcript has 2 exons. Lineage: Eukaryota; Metazoa; Arthropoda; Insecta; Hymenoptera; Formicidae.
AUUGAUUCCUGGUAUUCAAAAUCCAGCAGAUCUUGCUACACGAGGCUUAUCACCUUCUCAAUUAUUAGAACGUACAGACUGGUGGACGGGACCACCGUGGCUACAGCAAGAUGCUUCUAACUGGCCUCUAACAUCUAAAGUCAUUCCUAUUGAAAGUGAUCUCGAAGAACGGUUAAUCAAAGUUUCCGUCGGUGUUAGUACUACAUCAGAAAAUACUUGGUCUCUUCUUACUCGUUAUUCUAGCCUGACUAGAUUAUUGCGCAUUACUGCAUGGUGUCUUAGAAUAGUAGCGAGAUUCCGCAAAUCAUUCCAUUUAACCAUAACCGAUCCGAUAACUACUCAAGAAAUUGAAAAAGCCAAACUCUAUUGGAUUUCGUUAGUUCAAAAAUCAUCCUUUCAUAAUCAAGGUCUACUCAGAGUCGGAGGUCGUCUCAAAUUCUCUCUUUUAUCGGCCGACGAAAAACAUCCUAUAAUUUUACCUAAGAGUUCACCUCUUUCUUCUCUGAUAAUAGCAGAUGCUCAUUCGCGCACCAUGCAUGGAGGAACUCAACUUACAUUAGCAACUAUUCGAAAUGAAUAUUGGAUUAUAGGAGGGCGGGCUCCAGUAAGAUCAUUCAUUCUCAAUUGCGUUAAGUGCGCUCGGUAUAGACAACGACGAGCUCAACAAUUAAUGGGUCAACUCCCAGUAGAGAGAAUUACCCCUUCUCGAGCCUUUUUACAUUCCGGAAUUGACUACGCUGGUCCUAUUCCACUAAAAACUUGGAGAGGAAAAAACGCUCGUACCUAUAAAGGUUAUAUAGCACUAUUUGUGUGUGAAGCUACAUCUGCUGUUCAUAUUGAACUAGUAACGGAUUACACUACGGAGGCUUUUAUCGCUGCCUAUAAAAGAUUCACCUCGAGAAGAGGAAUAUGUGCAACUCUGAGAAGUGACUGCGGAACAAAUUUCAAAGGAGCAGAUGCCGAAUUACAACGAUUAUUUCAAUCCUCGUCAAGAGAAUGUAAUGAGUUAGCAACUCUGCUUGCAAAUGAUGGUACGCAAUGGCUUUUCAAUCCACCUUCUGCACCUCACUUCGGAGGUAAGUGGGAGGCUGGAGUCAAGUCUGUGAAAUAUCAUCUGAAACGAGUUCUAGGUGAAUCUGUACUAACCUAUGAAGACAUGAACACUUUAUUAAUUCAAAUUGAAGCUAUCCUUAACUCUAGACCGUUAAGUCCUUUAACUGAUGACUCCGAUGAUCUCACUGCAUUGACGCCAGGUCAUUUUUUGGUAGGUGACUCACUCUCGAUAGUACCUGAGCCUUCGCUCGAAAAUGUUAAAAUUUCUCAACUAUCUCGAUGGAAACGUACUCGUCAAAUGUUAGACUGCUUUUGGUCAAGAUGGUCUAAGGAAUGCCUUCAACGUUACCUAUCUAUAUAUAAAUGGAACCAAACUUCCUCGUCUAUAAAGGAAGGUUCUCUAGUUCUGGUCUUAGACGAGAGAUAUCCUCCAUCCAAAUGGCCUCUCGGCAGAAUCACCAAAACCUAUCCAGGCCAGGAUGGCCUAAUACGAGUUGUUUCUGUUCGUACACAGAAUUCAGUUUUAAAACGUCCAAUAGUCAAAGUCUGUCCACUUCCUAUCCUCCCAAAUGAGUCACAAAAUUAGUUCGCUAACUAUAGUUAAC